Messenger RNA from Sodiomyces alkalinus F11, 618 nucleotides. RefSeq lists its product as hypothetical. NCBI's taxonomy places the organism in Eukaryota, Fungi, Ascomycota, Sordariomycetes, Glomerellales, Plectosphaerellaceae. The record is from RefSeq and is a predicted model, not a curated record. The transcript is spliced from 9 exons. Bases 1 to 618 code for a protein of 205 amino acids.
AUGCUACACGUCGCCAGUCACCUCCUUCUCAGUACGUAUUUUCAGGACGUGGUCCGUCAGGAAUUCUCGGCCGAGGGUGAAGUUGACCCGGACUGGCGCUACCGAGUCAACAACGGGGCCGGUCUCCGGCAAUUCGUCACGCCUCUUCCUUUGGGCUUCACUACCUACGACGGUUCUGUUGUCUCCGGAUCCACCGAUGUUAAUUCCACCUCAGUCUGCACGAACCAUUUGUACUUUGGAGAGACGCAGUCCAGUGGGUAUCCUAUUGUAUUGUCGCCCAUCAUGGAAGCUUCAACCUUGGAGGGUGAUAAACCGUCCGCCGUUCCUACCCAAGGACCAUAUAGAGCCCAUAUAGACGAGGUGCCGAUGCAAAGGUAUCCCACCCAACCCAUGAAUCCCAACGCGUCUCAACCCUCACCAAAUUUUCAGAGGGCCCGCCAACCAACCAAACGGGGAAACCUCCAUACACCCAAACCUGGCUCAGCUUACGACGGACAUCAACCCCGACUCACACCGUUCGAAGUCGCAUACAAAAGCAGCUCUGGUCAACGCACCAGACCUCCCCCAAAAGAGCUUCGUGAUGACGCCAUGCCGCGGCGCAAUGACACCUUCACAUAA